Phytophthora nicotianae INRA-310 is the source of this 315-nucleotide messenger RNA. RefSeq lists its product as hypothetical. The transcript has a single exon. Bases 1 to 315 code for a protein of 104 amino acids. Lineage: Eukaryota; Oomycota; Peronosporomycetes; Peronosporales; Peronosporaceae. The record is from RefSeq and is a predicted model, not a curated record.
AUGAUUCGACGACGCGGUCGGAAUGGUGGCGGCCCGGGAACAAACAUGGUAUCUCUGCGGCAAAUCGGUGCUGCUGGCUUGCGCACGUGCCAAUUUGGCGGCAAUCCAUCACUUCUUGACAUGGAGCAACAGGUUGAACCUGCUUCUGAACCUGCACGCGUGACGAGGAUGUACAUGUAUCUCGCGCAGCUCGCCAAGCUUGGUAAUCGCGAAUGGCUGCGCCACCACACCACACCGAGAGCAGCAAGGGCGUCUUGCAGCUGCAUGGAGGCCGAACGACAGCGGGUUUUCUGGGCGCGUCAGGUGCCGCAAUGA